Molecule: messenger RNA, 1150 nt
Organism: Ananas comosus (pineapple)
Lineage: Eukaryota; Viridiplantae; Streptophyta; Magnoliopsida; Poales; Bromeliaceae
Product: protein G1-like1
Exons: 2
Coding region: 298-1029 (243 amino acids)
Biological process (GO): response to light stimulus; mRNA transcription
Cellular component (GO): nucleus
Source: RefSeq, a predicted model, not a curated record
CCCACUGUCACCUUUUACUCUGUAUACACACCAGUCCUAAGAGUGUCCUCUCCCUCUCCCUCUCCCUCAUGGAUGCGCCCAUUUUUGGACCAAACAAUCCAUCCACCACACCAGCUUCUGCAACUUCCUCUCUGAGCCCAAAAGCAGUCUAGCUAGAAUCCCCUCAAAUGCUUUUCCCCCCAGCAGCAGCAGCAGCAGCAGCAGCAGCAGCGUGAAGCAGAAGAGGCAGAAGCAGCAGCUCCCAGAAAAGCCCUAAUAAAGAAGAAGAAGAAGAAGAAGAAGAAGAAGGAAGGAAGGAUGGACUUGGUGCCGGCGCCGCCGCGGUCGGCCGACAGCCCUGGGGGGGAAGAAGGAGGCGGCCGCAGCAGCGGCGAGACGGAGGUGGAGGUGGCGAUGGCGAUGGCGAUCGGCGGGGGGGCAGGGAGAGCGGGAGCGUCGGCGGCGGCGCCGAGCAGGUACGAGACGCAGAAGCGGCGGGACUGGAACACGUUCGGGCAGUACCUGAGGAACCACCGGCCGCCGCUGAGCCUGGGGCGGUGCAGCGGGGCGCACGUGCUGGAGUUCCUGCGGUACCUGGACCAGUUCGGGAAGACGAAGGUGCACGCGCAGCCCUGCCCCUUCUUCGGCCAGCCGGCGCCCCCCGCGCCCUGCCCCUGCCCGCUGCGCCAGGCCUGGGGCAGCCUCGACGCCCUCGUCGGCCGCCUCCGCGCCGCCUUCGAGGAGCACGGCGGCCGCCCCGACGCCAACCCCUUCGCCGCCCGCGCCGUCCGCCUCUUCCUCCACGACGUCCGCGACCACCAGGCCCGCGCCCGCGGCAUCACCUACAACAAGAAGAAGAAGAAGAAUAAGAAUAAUAACAAUAACAAUAAUAAUCAGAACAACCACAACCACAACCACAUCCACGACCACAUCCCCACCGCCACGCAGCCGCAGCCGCAGCACCAACAACAACGACAACAACAACAACAACAACAACGACAACACCUGCAGCAGCAGCAUCAGUCUCAACCUCCUCCGCCGCCCUCAUAAAGUGCGCUAGCUAGAGAAUUCAGUAUCAACGCUAUAAUUCAUGGGUAGUGCAAGUUUUACAUCUAUAUACCUUUAUGUUAAUUAAUUACUACUUUAAUUAAUUAAUUAUGCUGUUCUUGAA